Centropristis striata (black sea bass) is the source of this 1615-nucleotide messenger RNA. RefSeq lists its product as uncharacterized. Bases 128 to 1510 code for a protein of 460 amino acids. The record is from RefSeq and is a predicted model, not a curated record. NCBI's taxonomy places the organism in Eukaryota, Metazoa, Chordata, Actinopteri, Perciformes, Serranidae. The transcript is spliced from 4 exons.
UCCAAAACGAGGAGCAGCUGAGUUGAUCUGGCUUUCACUGCUCAGAGUUUAGAAAUCAGGGUCUGAGGCUGUUUAGUUCUAGCAUUAGUUUCUGUUGGCUAUUUGGCUGCUGAAAAAAAGCUUAACAAUGAGCGUGAUGGACUGUUCAAGGCUGCUUGUGCUUUUCUUUUGGCUGCUGGUUGGUGAUGUAAAUUGUGAGAAUACCCAGAAAGGACAGGCCCCUAUGGGAGUCUACAUUGACAACAGGGAAUAUAAAAGAUGGAGUGAACCACCUAUUUACAGAAUCCUUAAAGCUCGUUACAAUACAUCAAGUGGAAACCUUUACCCUGCUCAAGAAGAUCACACCACUGACUCAACAUCAUCCCAAGUUCAAAGCCAUUAUUCUUAUCCUGUUAUCGCAGAAAGACCGAAAAGCAAUGUUCCGAAAAGCCAAGUCAGCCAUUUAAAAUCUGGCUUCAACUCACCCUCAAUUACUCAACAACAAAGUAAUGUGGUGUACCAUCGCUCUCGAAACAAAGUAUUUCCUGAUGACAAGAAGAUUCAGCAGGCAAACUCUGAUGCUGUAUUCUCCGCAGGUGUAGUUCUGGUUCCACCCCAUAUCUAUCGUGCCAGAGCUGAAGCAGUAGGAGGUUUUAAACCUGAACAGGUAGCCAAAAGACCAGUAGGUUUUGGACCCAGCAACAGAAGGCUCCCCAUCUACUCUCACAGCAGUAAAGUGAGUCCAAAUGUUCAAGACAUCAAGUCUGAGUCUGAAAAGAUUAAUGUAAACCCCUCCACAACCAACAUGCAUCACCAGGAGCUGCAUCUCAUGACAAGGCCUCAGGUGGGUGGACAUUAUUCUGCUGUUUUCCCCAAAACCUUAAAUCAUGGCAGAGCAAACUUGCAAAAUGUUUUCAGAGCUAUCAACAAGAAGACUGACUCCAUUGUGAAGGGGCAUUCUCCUGGCAGUGAUUCAGCAGGAAAAGCUCCGACAUGGAGUCCCAGGGUCCAUAACAGUGAUGUGAUGUCUGAAGCCAAAGGAUACACCCAUGUCCGCCGCCUCAAACCUGGUUUUGACAAAACACGGCCCCAAGCUAGUUCUACUGCAGGUAGAAAGUUCUUGGAAACUGGUUUUCCACCUGUAAAACAGAAUCAAGACAGCAGAAGCCGGCUCGGCCCUCCACCGACAGCACAUUCAAUUCCUGUCCAAGGCAAAUUCAAACCUUUCCAGAGACUUCCUUCAUAUUUGAUCCCUGCAGACACUCAUUCAUCAGACAGUGAAAAAGCUCUUAGUGAGACAUUUGCAGGGACAACCCUUUCCCCAAGUUUGAACUCCACAAGUCGCCCUUCGUCUAAUUCAGUCACUGGAGAAUCAGCUUCACCCAUGCAGGCGGAGGGCCGGGAUGCAGAGCUUGUACCUCAAAAAUCCAACCAUGAAGGCCAGUCUGAAAGUUCAGCAGAAGAUGGAUCUUCUUUGGAACAAAGCACAACAAUUAUAACCUCUACUGACCAGCCAGAUGCUGGUCAGUAGAUGUCAACAUUGGUGGCAACACCAGUGAGAGGAUUUUAAACCUACUGGAUGCUCUGCUGCCUGUCCAAGAAUGGUCUGAUUUUGAAUAAAUAACAUUUAAAACUU